AUGAUGUCUGCUUAUUUCAACACACCGCCAGCCAACGGAUUCGACGAGCAAAUAGCUGCAGGAUUAUUACUUCUUACCGGCCUUACUCCUGAUAUCAAAGACCCUAAAGAUGGAGUCACGAUUCCACCUUUCCGUCCAACAGACAACUACCACUUUGAGACUAAAGGUCCAGCCGUCAUAGCCGCACUCUCAGUGUGUAUGGUCAUCCUCACGGUUGUUACCUUUUUGAGACUGGGCAUUCGAAUCUUCGUCCAUGGGGUCCGCUUUGGUGCCGAUGACUGGCUCAUCAUUCCAGCAUAUCUCCUGUCCAUGGCAUACCCAGCACUUCAAAUUGCUAUGGUUCAGCAUGGAGGAGCGGGAAAGCACUUUUACGACAUCACCUAUCAAGAAUACUUCCAUUACAAAUAUCUCGCGCCGUCAGCCGCCACUGUAUUCUACGUCUAUGUAGGACUUGUCAAAAUGAGCAUUGCCUUGUUCAAUGUCCGAUUGACAACUCUUACGACGCGGUUGUGGAAGAAUGUCAACUGGGCGUUCUUCGCCACAUGUGCGGCCUAUACCGUCGCAGCACUGUUUCUGAACGUCUUCAAAUGCAACCCUCAGUACGCGAGUUUCAACCUGCUCCGGAUCGCCGAGUCGGGCAAGGUACCGAAGUGUUUGUCCGUCAACCACAUGAACACCAUCCUCCGCCUGAACCUCGCUCUGGACUUCACUGCUCUCGCCAUCCCGAUAAUUGUGUUGUGGAAAGUUCAGCUGAGCUGGAAGAGAAAGGCCCGCAUCUUUGCCCUGUUGUCCAUCGGCCUGAUCGCCUGCAUCGCGUCAGUAAUGACCCUUGUUUCGCAGUAUACCUUGGAGAAGGAUCCGCUAUGGAACUACACGACUCUACUGGCAUGGAUCAUGGUCGAGAUAGUCAUCAGUCUGGUCGCAGCUUGUGCUCCAACCCUUGCCUACCUCCUUCCGCGCUCUAUGCUCUCGAAGCACCAGGCGUCCAACAGCGCUAGCAAAUCGACAGGCCAAAAGGCAGCUACUGGCUUCGGUUCGCGACCGUCAAGGAACGACGACGCUUUACGGGCACGUUCUAUACAAGGAGAAGACGAGGACAGCGAAGAGGAGUUGGUGGAACGUCGCAUCGUCGUGAAGGAAGACAUUAAGAUGGAGUGGCAGGGCAACAGGCGCAGCGAAGCCCUCGGUGCGCAAUCGGGCCAUCAGUCAAAUCAUGACGGCAGCCUGACAACCUGGUAUGGCGAUCAGAGCGGAAAUACAGGCGCUGUUGUCUAUGACGGCCGCCAGCACGGAGAGAGGACGAGAGUUUGGGUGAGCGCGGACAUGUCAGGCAGGAACAGUCCUGGUCAUGAAUUUCACCCCGGACAGGCGAUAUGA
Molecule: messenger RNA, 1377 nt
Organism: Alternaria arborescens
Lineage: Eukaryota; Fungi; Ascomycota; Dothideomycetes; Pleosporales; Pleosporaceae
Exons: 2
Coding region: 1-1377 (458 amino acids)
Source: RefSeq, a predicted model, not a curated record